Manacus vitellinus (golden-collared manakin) is the source of this 1620-nucleotide messenger RNA. RefSeq names its product pannexin 3 (gene PANX3). NCBI's taxonomy places the organism in Eukaryota, Metazoa, Chordata, Aves, Passeriformes, Pipridae. The record is from RefSeq and is a predicted model, not a curated record. Gene Ontology annotation, molecular function: channel activity. Bases 1 to 1266 code for a protein of 421 amino acids. The transcript has 5 exons. Gene Ontology annotation, biological process: monoatomic cation transport; positive regulation of interleukin-1 production.
AUGUCCCUCUCGCACACGGCUGCCGAGUACAUGCUCUCCGACGCCCUGCUCCCGGAUCCCGGCAGUGCCCGAGCCAAGGGCCUGCGGCUGGAGCUGCCGAGCGAUCGCCUGCUGAAGUUUGUCACUGUGGGGCUGCCCCUCUGCCUUGUCUCGCUGGCUUUUGCCCGGGAGUUCUCUGCCGGCUCCCAGAUCAGCUGCUUCUCUCCCACCAACUUCACGGGGAAGCAGUCUGCCUACGCCGACACAGCUUGCUGGGACUCCCUCAUCCACCACGGCUUCGACGCCGAGGGACACGCUGUCACCAAGUCCCUCUGGGCUCUCAAGGUCUUCCCCUACUCGCUGCUGGUGGUGGCGGUGCUGAUGUACCUGCCGUACCUGCUGUGGCGUUACGCCGCCGCCCCCGCCCUGCACUCCGACCUGCUCUUCAUCAUCGACGAGCUGGAUAAAUCCUACAACCGCUCGGUGCGCCUGGUGCAGCACAUGAGGAAGGUCCAGCAGGCCAGUGACGAGCCAGAGCAAUUCUGGGAGGAGUACGAGAGGGCCCGCCGGGAGAGGUAUUUUGAGUUCCCAUUGCUGGAGCGGUACCUGACCUGCAAGCAGCACGCCCACACCCUGACGUUCAUCUACAUCCUAAGGAACCUGCUGCUGCUCCUGUUCCUGGCUGCCACCUGCCUCUACCUGGUCUUCCUCCACCUCAACAUCUUCUUCCAGGAUGAGUUCAGCUGCUCCAUCAAAACAGGGCUGCUCCAGGCAGAGCCCCACAUCCCCCCACUCAUCCCCUGCAAGUUGGUCUUCUUCUCCAUCUUCCAGCUCAUCAGCCUCUCAGUCGGCAGCGUCUACAUCCUCCUUAUCCCCGUCGUCAUCUACAACGCCCUGCAGCUCUGCCAGUGGGACAAGGGGCUGCUCUCCGUCUACGAGAUGCUGCCUGCCUUCGACCUGCUCAGCCGCAGGAUGCUCACCUGCCCCCUCAACGACCUCAACGUCAUCCUCCUCUUCCUCCGCGCCAACAUCUCCGAGCUGACCUCCUUUGGCCGCCUCAACGCCGUCAGCGCCCUGAGGGAAACCACGGCCAACAAGGAGGACAUCGACACCGUCAUCGACUUCAUGACGCUGCUGGCCGGGCUGGAGACCACCAAGCCCAAGCACCACGCUUGCACCCCUGAGGCUGAGGGUGGCACAGCCCUCUCCAAUGGCACGGCCCUAGGACCGAAGCCUGGAGUGGAAACGAUGGGAAAACCCUCCCGGGACUCACUCGGCUCUGCCUGAUCCAGGAGCAGGCAGGGAUCCUGCGAUCCCAGGAUCCACUUUGAUCCACAUCCUUCUUUCCAGCAUCACUUGAGUGCAUUACCCUGGUUCUAACACAGCUGUGAUGUGGCAGCUGGGCUGAGCCCACCUGCUUUUCCUGCAACUGGGCUUUCCCUUCUUAUGUAUGUUUUUCCAGAAAAAGAGGGUUAAACAAUCAAUGUUUUGUACAGAACCUCUUGGGUUCUCUUAUUCCAAGCACUGGGUGCCACAAUGUGCCUCUUCCACACAAAUUUCCGUGCUGUUACAGCAGGAGGGGGAGGAUGGAGGAAUAAAGGGUACUCCUCUGAAGGAAAAAAGGAUCCAGGAAUAAAAUAA